AUCUCCGCCCCGCCCCGCGUCCAGCGUCCACCGGAAGUGUCCACGGCGCAGGCUCACUUCCGCCCGGCAGGUGACAGCCACGGUUCCCUGAGAGCAGCCGGCGUCGGAGCGGGUGGACUGACGGACCGAGCGGCCAGCUGAGCGGGCGCGGAGCCGAGACCGUGGACGUCGUGCAGCCUAGCCGAGAGCUCUGCCCCCGAUCCAGGGACCAAAAUGACUGACUCCAAGUAUUUCACCACUACCAAGAAAGGGGAGAUCUUUGAGCUAAAGGCAGAGCUCAAUAGCGACAAGAAGGAAAAGAAGAAGGAGGCUGUGAAGAAAGUGAUUGCGUCCAUGACCGUGGGCAAAGAUGUCAGUGCCCUCUUCCCUGAUGUAGUGAACUGUAUGCAGACCGAUAACCUGGAAUUGAAGAAACUGGUGUACUUAUACCUGAUGAAUUAUGCCAAGAGCCAGCCAGACAUGGCCAUCAUGGCGGUCAACACCUUCGUUAAGGACUGCGAGGAUCCCAAUCCCCUGAUCCGGGCCCUGGCCGUGCGGACCAUGGGCUGCAUUCGAGUGGAUAAGAUCACGGAGUACCUGUGUGAGCCCCUCCGCAAGUGCCUGAAGGACGAGGACCCUUACGUGCGCAAGACGGCUGCCGUGUGCGUGGCCAAGCUGCAUGACAUCAAUGCGCAGCUGGUGGAGGAUCAGGGCUUCCUGGAUACCCUCAAGGACCUCAUUUCAGACUCCAACCCCAUGGUGGUGGCCAAUGCUGUGGCCGCCCUCUCGGAGAUAGCUGAGUCUCACCCGAGCAGCAACCUCUUGGACCUGAACCCACAGUCAAUCAACAAACUGCUGACAGCCUUGAAUGAGUGCACAGAGUGGGGGCAGAUCUUUAUCUUGGACUGCCUGGCAAACUACAUGCCCAAGGAUGACCGGGAAGCGCAGAGCAUCUGUGAGCGCGUGACCCCUCGGCUCUCUCAUGCCAACUCGGCUGUCGUGCUGUCAGCGGUGAAGGUGCUGAUGAAGUUCAUGGAGAUGCUCUCCAAGGACCUCGACUACUACGGCACUCUCCUGAAGAAGCUGGCACCACCACUGGUCACUCUGCUGUCGGCCGAGCCAGAGCUGCAGUACGUGGCCCUGCGGAACAUCAACCUCAUCGUGCAGAAGAGGCCGGAGAUCCUGAAGCAUGAGAUGAAGGUCUUUUUUGUCAAGUACAAUGAUCCCAUCUAUGUGAAGCUAGAAAAACUGGACAUCAUGAUCCGCCUGGCCUCCCAAGCCAACAUUGCCCAGGUGCUGGCAGAAUUGAAGGAGUACGCCACAGAAGUGGAUGUGGACUUUGUACGCAAGGCCGUCCGUGCCAUUGGCCGCUGUGCCAUCAAGGUGGAGCAAUCCGCUGAGCGCUGUGUGAGCACACUGCUAGACCUGAUCCAGACCAAGGUCAACUACGUAGUACAGGAGGCCAUUGUGGUGAUCAAGGACAUCUUCCGCAAGUACCCCAACAAGUAUGAGAGUGUGAUCGCCACCCUAUGUGAGAACCUGGACUCCUUGGAUGAGCCCGAGGCACGCGCAGCCAUGAUCUGGAUUGUGGGGGAGUACGCUGAGAGGAUCGACAAUGCCGAUGAGCUCCUAGAAAGUUUCCUGGAGGGCUUCCACGAUGAAAGCACCCAGGUUCAGCUCCAGCUGCUGACAGCUAUUGUGAAGCUCUUCCUGAAGAAGCCAACAGAAACCCAGGAGCUCGUACAGCAGGUCCUCAGCCUGGCUACCCAGGACUCCGAUAACCCUGAUCUGCGGGACCGAGGCUACAUCUAUUGGCGCCUGCUCUCUACAGACCCCGUGGCGGCCAAGGAAGUGGUCCUGGCUGAGAAGCCGCUCAUCUCAGAGGAGACUGACCUCAUUGAGCCCACCCUUCUCGAUGAGCUCAUCUGCUACAUUGGCACGCUGGCCUCCGUCUACCACAAGCCCCCCAGUGCUUUUGUGGAGGGCAGUCGGGGGGUGGUGCAUAAAAGCCUGCCCCCACGCACGGGCUCGAGUGAGAGUGCCGAGAGCCCUGAGGCCGCCCCGACAGGGGCACCCCCCAGUGAGCAGCCAGCUGUCAUCCCUGCCCAGGGGGACCUCCUUGGUGACCUGCUCAACCUGGACCUGGGCCCCCCUGUGAGCGGGCCCCCUAUGACCACAGCCUCAGUCCAAAUGGGAGCCGUGGACCUACUUGGCGGAGGUCUGGACAGCCUGAUGGGGGACGAGUCUGAAGGGCCUAGAGGCGAUGUGAGUGGAAGCCCUGCAAUGGGAGGCACCAAUUUUGCUGCACCUCCUGCAGGAACGAUGCCAGCCACCCUGAGUGCGCCCAUUGGUGGUGGCUUGGGCGACCUCUUCGACUUGACCAGUGGAGUGGGAACCCUCUCGGGCUCCUAUGUGGCUCCUAAAGCAGUCUGGCUCCCUGCCAUGAAAGCCAAAGGCCUGGAGAUCUCGGGCACCUUCACCCGCCAGGUGGGCUCCAUCUCCAUGGACCUCUUGCUGACCAACAAGGCCCUGCAGGUCAUGUCUGACUUUGCCAUCCAGUUCAACCGCAACAGCUUCGGCCUGGCCCCCGCGGCCCCGCUGCAGGUCCACGCGCCCCUGAGCCCCAACCAGACGGUGGAGAUCUCCCUCCCCCUCAACACCGUGGGCUCCGUCAUGAAGAUGGACCCCCUGAACAACCUGCAGGUGGCUGUGAAGAACAACAUCGAUGUUUUCUACUUCAGCACCUUGUACCCGUUACACAUCCUCUUUGUGGAAGAUGGGAAGAUGGAGCGGCAGAUGUUCCUGGCCACGUGGAAGGACAUCCCCAAUGAGAACGAGGCCCAGUUCCAGAUCAAAGACUGCCCCCUGAAUGCAGAGGCCGUCAGCAGCAAACUGCAGGGCAGCAACAUCUUCACCAUUGCCAAGAGGAACGUGGAGGGCCAGGACAUGCUGUACCAGUCCCUGAAGCUCACCAAUGGCAUCUGGGUCCUGGCCGAGCUUCGGAUCCAGCCUGGCAACCCCAACUUCACGGUAAGGUUCUUGGCAGCCCCCUGGAGGCCUCCUCAUCAGCCGGCUCAGAAGCCCGGUGCCUGCGGCGGGCGGCCGGGUCGCCCACGCUCCCUCCCCUCCCAGGUGACUCAAAGCUGGCACCGCUCUCACCAACCUUGGAUUUAAGUGGAUUCUGUUCUCAGAAAACAGGAUGAAAACCCGGAGAAGGAAAUUCUUUUCCCGUCUCCCUUCCCUCCUGGAGGGGGCCGGGAGCAUCGCCUUCUUUCCCCUCCUCGCGGGGGGCAGGGCCGCCCUCCCCUGCCAGCAUCCAGCCUGGCGCUGCCAUGGGCCCGAGUGGGCGUGUUUAUUCCCACCUCCCCGCUCCCCAUCUGUUUGGUCGCCUCCCCCGCAGGGUCCCUGCGCUCCCUCCCUCCUUCCUUCUGUCUUCCCUCUUGUGGACGCCCCCACAGCCGCUCCUCCCGCACCCCCCAGCCUUCGGCCUACUCCAUUCCACGGCACCCUUAGGCUCCGGCCGAGGCCCAGGAGCAGAGGACGAAGGAUGGGCCCGAACCCCGCGUUUCCCGACCCCACGGCCCAGCUCUCCCGGGGCCGCUCGCUCCCUUCUCGGCCGUUUCCCCAUCUCUGAAAUGAGGAAGGCAGGCGGGUCCUUCCCAGCUCUCGAAUUUUCCGGGUCUGUGAUGAUGGUGGUGAUGCUUGCUGCCCCGCCUCAUGUGACCCUCACCAUCCCGUGCCCAUUUUACAGAUGAAGAAACGGGCCGAGAGAUGUUAGGGGACUCGCUCUAGCGUAAACCUGGGCCUUCCUGCCCCGCGUCACGGGCCGCUGCCAGGCAGCUUCUCUUUUCCCCGCGAGGUCAUCCCUGGACUCUAGUGCCGGCUAGAGCCGGCAUGCCAGAAGUCCCGAGUCGCUGGCAGGCCCCGGCUCCCGUCCCUCCCCCCUGCUCCCCGCUUGCCUCAAGCCUCCUGGGAUGGGCUCCCUGACAACCUGCGGCUGCUGAUUCAUCCCCUCCUCUCCUGGCAGAGCCGGGCAGCCGGCUGGCAGCAGGUGUGUGGGCUGGAGGUAUAUUUGGGUCUCCGGGCCGACGUGGCGGAGGAGGCUGGCACGUCGCCCCCUGCUUCGUGCAGGCACAUCUGCAAGCCUCCGGGCCUUGCUGGAGCCCCCUUUCCAGUCCCCUGCUCUGCGCGUGCACCCCCAUCCCGUAAGAGACGGGCCUGGGCUCUUGUGCCGGCCGGCCCAGCAGCCCUUUCUCCGGUGUCGUCCCCACAGCUGUCCCUGAAGUGCCGCGCCCCCGAGGUCUCCCAGCACGUCUACCAGGCCUACGAGACCGUUCUCAAGAACUGAUGGGCCCCUCCCGGCCCCCUGCCCCCAGGCCACGGGACCCCCGAGAGGCGACAGCAGAGGAGGCUUCCUGUGGGACACCCAGCUGCAGGGGCCCCGGGGCGCCCACUUCUGCUGGGCCCCAGCUCCCCGGGGAAGGGAUGAGGGGCCUGCCUCGGUGCGGGGCGCCCCUCUGCUGCCGCUGAGGUUCAGCAGGGGAAAGAAAGUGGGAGAACGCUGGGGGGCAUGUUGGGGGGCCAUCUUCCAAGUUCAGGCCCCAAACAGACCCUGGGAAGGCCCUCUGUCUCUUGGGCUUUUUCUUGACUAUCCAAGAACCCCUGUGGACCGGCUUCCCUCCUCAGCUAGAUCUGCAUUCUGUCCUUGGGAAGGCGGGAGGCAGGGCGGGGAGGGACGGCCUCUCUCCAUCCAAGAUGGCGGCCCCACGUCUUCUUCCCCCACGUUUGCUUUGGCUGAAACCUCCCCCAGUCCAUCCGCCUGGGCCUCGCGGGGUCCCCACGGACCCCAGAAGCCGGGCGUUGGGCCUGCCGCUCGUCGUGCCCUCUCCCUCGGCUUCUUCAGAUCCCCACACGGGUGCUCGCGGGAUUGGAAAUCCUCCCCAUUCCCCACCGAAAGCUGCAGUCCUGCCCCUGGGGGGCUUCCUCCCCUUCCCUCCUGGGCAGCCGUUGCCCUGCCAGCCCGGGGAGCUCCUCGGGCUGGUGCUGCUGCCCCCAUCCCCUGGGUCGGAGCUUUGGCCGCCGCCUCCUGCCGGACCUCCGAGCGCCUUUUCCUGCUCUUUGUUAAUAAAGAAUUAUCGCUUCGGGCAACCAGUGACACUAAUUUUUUUGUCCCCCCCAAAGUGCGCAGAGGGGUUGGGGUAAGACUUGGGCCCUUGCAGUAAAUAUAUCUAAUAUAUAUAAAUAAGAGGUAUAUAUAUUGUAUGUUUACUCGUGUUUUCAGAGAGAGACAAUAAAAGUGACAUCUUGCCAUCA
This is a messenger RNA of Monodelphis domestica (gray short-tailed opossum), 5292 nucleotides long. Lineage: Eukaryota; Metazoa; Chordata; Mammalia; Didelphimorphia; Didelphidae. The record is from RefSeq and is a predicted model, not a curated record.